AGCCUCGCUAUCCUGCAUGCACACACAGCCAGAUGCACUAGAUAACGACUGGAGCUCGAGCAGAAGAAGCCCAGACGUAAAGAAUCCAGGGGAGCGGCGCGUGGAGCAACUUCUGUUCCUCGCGCCGGAGCUGGGGGCCCGCGCGGAGGCCAUGGAUCACAUAGGGAUUCUGGGUGCGCAUCUGCAGCAGCACACGCACGUGGAGCCCAUCAGCUUCGGCAUCGAUCAGAUCCUCAGUAACGUGGAGCAGAGCUGCAUGCUGGGCGCGCGGAUGCACGAGCCGGACUACGGACACGGGGCCUACAACAGCGUCGCGAGCAGCGGCAUGAACGGUGGCGGCUAUACGUACGGUAACAGCGGAUAUAACAGCACCAGCAGCUCGUGCGGAAUGGCUUCCCUCGGCGGGGCUUAUCACAUGAACAUGGGCGUGAAUGCCAACGGGACUAACGUGAGUUCCGCCGGGGUCAUCCGUGUCCCCGCGCACCGGCCUCUGAGCUGCGGGAACUCCUCCGUGCCGCCGGUGAGCGGGAACAUCAACAACCUGACCGCCCUGACGUUCCCCUGGAUGGAGAGCAACCGACGCUACACCAAAGACAGGUUCACAGUGUCCCUCUCACCCCUCACUGUAACACGUCGUGUAGGUCAUCCCUACCAGAACAGGACGCCUCCCAAGAAGAAGAAACCUCGGACAUCCUUCACCCGGCUGCAGAUCUGUGAGCUGGAAAAGCGCUUCCACCGGCAGAAGUACCUGGCGUCUGCUGAGCGGGCCGCCCUCGCCAAAGCCCUGAAGAUGACCGAUGCUCAGGUCAAAACCUGGUUCCAAAACAGACGCACCAAAUGGAGGCGGCAGACGGCGGAGGAGCGGGAGGCGGAGCGGCAGCAGGCCAACCGGAUCCUCAUGCAGCUGCAACAGGAGGCCUUCCAGAAAACCAUCAACCAGCCGGUGACUCCGGACCCGUUAUGCCUGCAGAACAGCUCUCUGUUCGCCCUGCAAAACCUACAGCCAUGGACCGAGAACACCGCCAAGAUCAGCAGCGUGUCGGCCUGCGAGUAGAGCAACACACGGCCUCCAGCUGGGGAUCUGCGCCGGUGUUGCACCGAUACCGACUGACUGCUGGAGGGCAGAGACACGGGCUGUAGGCCGCUGAGGUGGUCCGAGCAGAGGAGAUCAGGUCAUCUCUCUGCUCUUAUUAUCACCCACCUUCUGUCAGACAGACUGUGGUGCUGCAGCUUGCAAUAGAUGGGGUCCCUCUGCACGGCUCUCAUCUAAUGGGGGUCUGAUCCGGAUCCUGCAGAGGUCUGGACUGAAUUCCUGUUUCAGCCCUGCAGAGAGCAGAUGGACAUUUUGGAAAUACUUCAUCACGAUGAACAUUGUGCUACUUUAAGUGCAAGAUGUCGAUGAGAGGACCAGAGCAGACUGGUAUCAGUGAGUUGUUGUAUUAUAGUUUACCUAUAAGGGAUUUGAUGUUUCAUAAACAGCAUAUUUUCAUAUUUGUGUGUACAUCUCUGCCAUCACUGUCUGUCUGUUUCUGUAUACGUGUUUCUCUGGCAAUUUAUAGACUGUUUACUCAACUGCAAAGUAACAGAGCACUUGUUUUAGCACCUUUCUAUGAACUCAUAAUGUGACAAAAUGAAAAAGACGUGUGAUGAUUUAAGGCAACAUUUACCAUUUUAUGAUUUUGAGAGAAAUGGGCCUAAAGGUCACCAAAGCUUCAGAUUUUAAAAAAUCACAUUUAUUGGUCACAGUAUGACCACAGUUGACCACAUUUCAUAUUUCCCUGGACUCUUAUUUUUGUAUAAACAUUUUACUGUAUUUUCUUAUUUCUCUCUCACCACUGUGCUGAAGUGUGGAAGCAGGUCAGGUGUGUGUGUGUGUGUGUGUGUGUGUGUGUGUGUGUGUGUGUGUGUGUGUGUGUGCGCGCGCAUGUAUAAAAGCUCUAAAACAGCCUAAAUAUUUUAUUCAUACUGAUGACUAUAAUAUAUUUUGGACACUGAAAUUCAUUUUUCUUUCUGCAGAGAUGAGAAUACAAGUAAAUUCAAAAUCUAUUUAGUAUGAAUAUCUUCUGUAACUUUUAUUUUGCUCAGUGUAAAUACAUUUUUUAUUCAUGUUCAUUUUCAUGUCACCUAUAGACAAUAUAGAUUUUGUCACUUUGAGUAAAUUUAAAGGCAGAAACUAGUUUCUUGUUCCCACAGUUAUUUUUGAAUCACUGAUGUUGUGCAGUGUCUUGAUCAGUCAUAAAUCACUAUCAGGCACAAAACGUAAUUAUAAACAUGAGACGUUAUACAUGUGUUAAAAUAAUGACAAUAGGCAACAUGUAUCCAGUCUGGAAGACCCUCAGAACACAUGGCAGCUACGCAUUCAUAUAUAAAGAAUAACAGCCAUAUGUGAUAACAACCAAUAAAAAUAAAACCAAGGCUGCCCUACUGCAUAUACUCAUAUCUGACAACUUCAUGUGGAAAUAUGGGAAUAUGUAGCAAUAAAGAUUCAGUGUAAGAUUUAGGGGGAGUUAAUGGCAUCUAGCAGUGUGGAUUGCAGAUGAGUGUUCAUCGUUAAGGAGGUUUUUCCUUAAAGCCAAAUUAUCAACAGAGGUCUCUUCCUCUCCAAAACACAAAGACCAGGUGAUUUAAAUCAGUAAACCACUGAAUAAAGCAGUGUCACGUUAAAAAGAUCAUUUUUUUAUGAUGUUCUUGUCACAGAGGUGCUGCAAACUGGAGGUGGUCGACACCAAAACGCAAAAACGCGAAUGUCCCUAUCUAGAGCUGGUGUUUGGUUUGUCUGUUCUGGGCUACUGUAGAAUCAUAUAAAAUAGAGGAAAAGAAGUCCGCACACCGAAAAA
Messenger RNA from Epinephelus moara (kelp grouper), 2837 nucleotides. It is a transcript of the gene tlx1, whose product is annotated as T cell leukemia homeobox 1. Gene Ontology annotation, molecular function: DNA-binding transcription factor activity, RNA polymerase II-specific; RNA polymerase II cis-regulatory region sequence-specific DNA binding. Gene Ontology annotation, cellular component: nucleus. Gene Ontology annotation, biological process: animal organ development; regulation of transcription by RNA polymerase II. The coding region runs from base 17 to 1054 and encodes 345 amino acids. The transcript has 3 exons. The record is from RefSeq and is a predicted model, not a curated record. NCBI's taxonomy places the organism in Eukaryota, Metazoa, Chordata, Actinopteri, Perciformes, Serranidae.